AUGAUGCAAAAAGAGGUUGUUACAUCUUUGGAUGAAGCUACUAUAAUUCGACCAAUUGAAGAAUGGAUUAGAUAUCAAAUCAAUGAUAAAGCAGUUCCUGUAUUCGGCUUGACCAUUACCAAUAGAGAGAAGACUCUUUAUACCAAAGUUCAUCAUCAUCCUGAUAUUAAAACACCAAUUCCAUCUAUUGACCGGUCACUUUUCAAUGUCGCUUCGGUCAGUAAGCUGUUUACCUAUGUUGCACUUCUUCAGUUGGUAGAACAAGGAAAAGUAUCACUCAACGACCUGAUCACCAAGUAUAUGCCAUCUAACUUUGCACCAAAGAAUCCAGUCGAUUGUGAUCCAAGUGAACCACCACUCUACAAGCAGAUCACCGUCUUCAAUUUGAUUCGUCAUACCUCUGGAUUGAUUCGUGAACCUCUGGAAGGCAAUUACUUUAAUGAACAUCAAUGUAAUCUUCAAGAGUUGGUUGAUUCAAUGGGUCGAUCCACCUUGGUAAUCAAACCGAAUACCUGUCACAAGUAUUCGAAUGCCGCUGUUGCCAUGGUCGGAUAUGUCAUCCAAGUGGCAUCAGGCAUGAUAUUCGAAGACUAUGUCCAACAGUUUGUUCUCGAUCCCAUUGGGAUGACACACUGCACUUUCAAGGACAUCUGGAACAACACUCGCUAUUCCAACGACGAUGAGAUGCGUCUUUCAGUUGGUCAUAUGUGGCGCUACUGGGAUGAGACAACCACCGACGUCAGUGUCUUCAAAGAAGCACCAUUAACUCAUUUCGGAAUGAAUCCAGCCGGUGGAUUGAAAUGUACACUCUCUGAGAUCAAUCAUUUCCUCCGAGUAUUCUUGAAUGGUGGUGCACCGCUCUUGAAGGAGAAAACCUUCCAAUUCAUGAUAACACCACAACCAUUGUCUGGACCUGCAGCGGAACCAAAUACUGACUACCACUACCAUCCAUCUGAAAUGACACAUGGAUUGGGUGUUGAAAUCAACCAACUUUGUGGACUACUGUUGGCACGACAUGGCGGCGCAAUCAAUGGAUUCGCCAGUGAGUUCCGUGUUCUCCCAGAAAUUGGUGUCGGUAUCUAUGCUGUGGCAACACUCGACUGUAACAAUACUCUCUCCACUCAACUAGUAGAAUAUGCUUACCAUCAUAUCAUCUCUCACUACUUCAAACCAUCACCAGAAAUACCAUAUGAUCCACUUACUUUGGUUACAGCAAAAUCACAUAUGAAAUCAGUGAUUGAAAGUCAGUCGAUUCCAAAUGAGAUUCUUGAUCAAGCAAUGGGAUAUUAUGUGCUUGAUAAAGGUGAUCCCAAGACCUAUGACCUUCAUCGUUUCAAAGUCUACCAAGAGUACAAUCAGAAGCUCUUUAUUAGAACUUCGUUCAUCUCGAAACUUUCAUGGGCUAACUCACCGUAUCAUCCAGAAGGAAUGCUUGUUACAAACGAUCGUUUGUCAUUUGGAGGUCAGUUGAAGCUAUAUACCUCGACCGAUGGUAAGGAUACAGCAAUCGAAUCAUUCCGCCGUAUAAAAGAUAUAUCUGACAACAAUCUGUUCUAUCAACCAUACAUCCCAUUGCCACCAGUCUCGUCGGCCCCACAGGAAAUACCUCAAUUCCUCAAGAAACUAGUUGGACACUACGAAGCCAAAGACCAACUUGCUCUGAUCUUUGAGGACGAUGGUACAUUGAUGAUUUGCAUUGAAUGGUUGUUUAUCUACACAUUGACAUUCGUAUCUGAACAACCAGGUUGUGUUGUAUUCAAAUUCGCAACGGAUUCAUUGUAUAAAGAUGAAAGAGUUACAUUCUAUCUAAACUCUGACAGUCGUCCUGAGAGACUUGAACUCUCUGGUAUACCAUUCUUCCACAAACAUGUCGGUCCAAUUCCAGGUCAGAGACAAGAGGGUGUAUGUUCAUCUGGGGAAGCUCAAAUCAUAUUAGAUAAAUCAUACUCUGUAACUUGUCCACACAAAGCACCUACAUCACACAGUCUUGUUGAUCUUUCAACACUCUCACCAACACUUCUCACCGAUGUAAAGUAUGCGACAACCGACAACUUUUCUGGAAUUGCAUUGUAUAAAGUUGCCAAAGCAUAUCUCCAUCAACAAGCUGCUGAAUCAUUACUUCGUUGUCAUCAAUGGUUGGAACAAUGGGGUGUUGGUUUAAUUAUCUACGAUUCUUACAGACCAUGGAAUGUGACUUGGGCAAUGUCGGAAUCAGUCAAACCUGAAUUCAGAGGAUUGUAUGUUGCCGAUCCAAAUAAAGGAUCUGUUCACAAUCGAGGUGGUGCUGUUGAUUUGACUCUCUAUGAUUUGAAAACUGGUGAAAUCAUUCCAAUGCAAGGUGAAUACGAUGAACUCUCAAUCAGAUCACACAGAUCAUAUUUCGGUGGAACAUCAAGACAGAGAUGGUUCAAAAAGUUAUUGACCACUGCAAUGAUGAAUCAUGAUUUCAUUCCAUAUGAACAAGAAUGGUGGCAUUUCGAUUAUAAAAUAUCAUUCGAUGUUUUAAACAUUCCAUUGGAAAAUCUUUAA
Messenger RNA from Heterostelium album PN500, 2529 nucleotides. Its product is annotated as beta-lactamase family protein. The transcript has a single exon. Lineage: Eukaryota; Evosea; Eumycetozoa; Acytosteliales; Acytosteliaceae. Bases 1 to 2529 code for a protein of 842 amino acids. The record is from RefSeq and is a predicted model, not a curated record. Gene Ontology annotation, molecular function: dipeptidase activity; metallopeptidase activity. Gene Ontology annotation, biological process: proteolysis.